CCUGCUAGAUAUCUCUGCUUAACAUAUAUUUUAUGCUAUUGUACAGGUUCGUAAAGGCGUACUACCUCGCUUAUUGGAAGAAAUAUUGUCUACUAGAAUUAUGGUGAAGCAAGCGAUGAAGAAGUUGACCCCUUCACAGCAAGUUCUUCACAGGAUAUUUAAUGCAAGACAGCUUGCGUUGAAGCUAAUAGCGAAUGUGACAUAUGGCUAUACAGCUGCUGGAUUUAGUGGACGCAUGCCUUGUGCAGAACUUGCAGAUAGUAUCGUUCAAUGUGGUCGUAGAACACUGGAAAAUGCUAUAUCAUUUGUAAAUGCACAUGAUCAGUGGAAUGCUAAAGUAAUUUAUGGUGACACAGAUAGUAUGUUUGUCCUCCUAAAAGAACGCACUGUUAAAGAAGCAUUUGAAAUUGGGCGUGAGAUUGCCUCUGCAGUAACUGCAAUGAAUCCACAUCCGGUCACAUUGAAGAUGGAGAAGGUCUAUCAUCCCUGCUUCCUCCUUACCAAGAAGCGGUAUGUUGGUUACAGUUAUGAAAACCCUGACCAAGUCAAACCUGUGUUUGAUGCUAAAGGUAUUGAGACAGUCCGCAGAGAUACUUGUGGGGCUGUAGCCAAGACUAUGGAGCAGUCACUGAGGACAUUUUUUGAAGACAAGGGUAUUAAUAAGGUUAAAACGUACUUGCUGCGUCAGUGGGCAAGGAUUUUAUCUGGCAGGGUUUCUCUUCAGGAUUUCGUUUUUGCAAAGGAGGUUCGUUUAGGUACGUACAGUACAAGGUCGUCUUCAUCACUCCCACCUGCAGCAAUCGUGGCAACUAAAGCAAUGAGAGCCGACCCUAGGGCAGAACCACGGUAUGCAGAACGAAUACCUUAUGUUGUAGUCCAUGGUGAACCUGGGUCACGUCUGGUCGAUAUGGUGGUGGACCCCCUUGAUCUUUUGGCGACUGAUUCGCAGUUUAGAUUAAAUGAUACAUAUUACAUUACAAAACAAAUAAUACCAGCUUUGCAGCGCGUGUUUGGACUUGUUGGAGCGGACUUGAGCCAGUGGUUUUCAGACAUGCCUCGACCUGGACAGGACUUUAUUGCUAAACGCCACUCUUAUGCACUGAAUUCACAUCGAACUAGAAUUGAUUAUUACUAUCUCUCGACGCAUUGUUUCUUGUGUGGUGAGUUAGUCCAGGAUUCAGCCCACUUCUGUGGCAAAUGUUCGAAGAAUGAAGCUGCUAUUGCAACAGCUAUCGUUGGAAGAACUUCAAAAUCAGAAAAAGAGAUCCAACACCUUGCUGCUAUUUGUCGGCAUUGUGGAGGUGGGGACUGGCUUUUGGAAAGUGGUGUGAAGUGCACAUCACUGGCUUGCUCGGUUUUCUAUGAGAGGAGGAAAGUUCAGAAAGAACUACACGCUCUUUCUACUGUUGCAACAGACGCAGGUUUAUAUCCAAGAUGCAUGGUUGAGUGGUUUUGAGUUAUUAUCUGAGAUAUCAGAACAUGAAUUAAAAAACAGGUCUCUCUUUACUGCAAUCUUCUGGACGCCUUAAUAUGGUACAUUUGUAUAUUAUCUACGUUUUUGGGUAUAUAUUUGUUGUAUUACUUGUAAGUAGAGGACAGUUUAGAUUUGGAGAUUGUAAGUUUCAAUCAUAGGUCUAUUGUAGCUGUAGAAUCAAUCUCCACUUGAUUAUCCUUUCUCACUGCAAGGUUGUAUAUACGUAAUUACUGAAAAUUCAGAAUUAAAAUGGACGUUACAAACUA
Messenger RNA from Camellia sinensis, 1740 nucleotides. The record is from RefSeq and is a predicted model, not a curated record. Lineage: Eukaryota; Viridiplantae; Streptophyta; Magnoliopsida; Ericales; Theaceae.